Molecule: messenger RNA, 492 nt
Organism: Cotesia congregata
Lineage: Eukaryota; Metazoa; Arthropoda; Insecta; Hymenoptera; Braconidae
Source: the annotation of a GenBank genome assembly
AUGGGCUGCAUUUCACCACCACCACCUACUAUAAGAUUUAAUUAUAAAAAAACUAACUGGAGGAAAUUUGGCGAAAAACUCCUGGACAUUCACCAAGAUUUUUUACCUGCGGACAGAAAUCUCACAAUAAAUGAAAUCAACCACGAUAUCUUAAAACUGAAAGGCGAAAUUACGGACACCAUUAACACAAUUGUCCCUAAAAUGGAAAACGAUGGCAGGAAAGGAUGUCUGAAGUAUAAAUUUAAAUCAAAUCUGAUUGCUGAUAAAUUUAAACAGACAGACCUAGAUGAACAGGCCCGUAUCAAACAACUAAUUAAAGUGGUCAAUAAAAAACUGACAACGGAAUUCCAAAAAUCGGAAACAGCAUACUGGGUUGCCAAAGCAAAAAGCAUAAACUACAAAGAAAAUUCAAAAUUUUUCGGAAGAAUUAAUAGAUAUUACAAAUACAAGGAACCACCAAGGAUUGUAAAACUUGCUCAUACCCAAAAAUAG